AGUCAGCAGUCCCCACCGUUACAGUUUGUGAGAAAAGAAGAGCAAAAAAGCCAUGCAAAAAUUGCAAAUUGCCAAAGGUGCAAAAUCCUCUCAGCCCAAAAACAAAACAGACCAAAAAAGCCAAUCCCUUUGUCAUCAUUGAGCCAAUAGCCAUUUCCUGACACAAAUCAUCAUUGAACAUCUCUGCCAUCAUCCUAUUACAUUACUACUCUCCUUUUUCUUCUUCUUUCCUCUGUCCUUCUGUUUCUCUCUUUCUCUCUGCUAUAUAAUGCAGACAUAUAUAUCUAUAUCACUAUUUAUAUAUCUCAUAUAGCUUUAGCUUCCGACCUAUAAUUUUCCCCUCUGUUUUCUACAGAAAAAGGUUGGGAAAAAAGAAAUGCUAUAAACGAGGCUCUCAGGCCAAGGCCAACUACAACCCAUCUCAGAUCUUUCUUUGUAGAAUCCAAUCCAGAAUCUGCUUUUUUAUAUAUAGAGUCAAAGUGUUAUUUGUGAAGGGGUCUGAAAAGAGAAAGAGAAAGAGAAAAAGCAGAGAGAAAGUGAAAGAAGGGGAGAAGGAAAUAUGGGUAGUGGUGACAAAGAAGAAGAUGGUUUGAAGCUGAGUUUAAGCUUGGGAUUUGGAGAUGAGAGUGAAAAACAUCAUCAUCAUCAUCAUCAACAACAUCAAAAGAAUAACAAUAACAAUCCAUCUACUCCUUUGGCUUUCCCAUUGAAUCUCAUGCCUUCUGGUCUGCCCAAUUUCAUGCACCAACAUCAUCAACAGCAGCACCAUCAGCUCCAAAAGGGAUCUUUCUUAGCCGAUGUGUUUCGAUCAUCUUCUGACAGAAAUGGGGCUGAACCCAGAACACCAACUCUGAGAGGAAUUGAUGUGAACAGGCCGGCAACAGGGAUAUAUAAUUACGAUGAAGAAGUAAUAGUUUCAUCACCAAACAGUACUGUAUCAAGCGUGAGUGGUAAGAGAAGUGAAAGAGAAGAAAAUGAGGCUGAGAGGGCGUCGAGUUCUAUGGAGGACGACGCCGGAGAUGCUUCCGGCAGGAAGAAAUUGAGGCUAUCGAAAGAACAAGCAGCACUUCUCGAAGAUACAUUCAAAGACCACCAUACUCUUAAUACGAAGCAGAAACAGGCAUUAGCCAAACAGCUAAAUCUGAGGCCUAGACAAGUAGAGGUCUGGUUUCAAAACAGAAGGGCAAGGACAAAGUUGAAGCAAACAGAAGUUGACUGUGAGUACUUGAAACGUUGCUGCGAGAAUCUGACUGAGGAAAACCGGAGAUUGCAGAAGGAGGUGAAUGAGCUCCGGGCAUUGAAACUAUCUCCACAUUUCUACAUGAACAUGAACCCUCCAACCACCCUGACUAUGUGUCCACAAUGUGAACGAGUCGGUGUCUCAUCAUCUUCAUCGUCAUCUGCUGCCGCAGCAUCGAGUUCAACAGCACCAACCAGCACGGGCGCUGCUCGCAAUCCUAACCCAAUGCCGGCACCUAACCAACUGCCAUUGUCACUAAACCCCUGGGCUACAAUCUUUCCCAAUCCAACACUUGACAUACGCCAACCCGGAUCAUGAUUUUGAAUUUCGAGCACACUGUCCUGUGCUUCAAAAGGUUAACAAGAUGAUUUCUAGGUUAGAUGUUGAUGUAACUACAUUCCCCUGGACCUGUUCUUCUGUUAAUGUAGAAUAUUUUGAGGCCUGUAUAACUGGCUUGUAAAGUAACAACCAGUUUCUCAUGUUAUCUUAGUAGUAGCAAGUCGUAAAUCAGUAGCUGCGUGUUUCUUUUCUAAAUACUGGUUUAUAUCAACUACCAAACAUCUGAAACAAUAAAAGUCUAAACAGCCAAUAUUGAUUACAGACAUAAUCAACGAUAACAACAAUAACAACAACAACAUGCCUUUUUUCCACUUGGUGGAAUCGACUAUAUGGAUCAUAUAGAUGUAAUUAACAUAGUUUGUAAUAAACCUAAUAAACCUGUGGGGAGAUUAUUUUUGGUUAUUCUCUGGGUAUUCAUCGCCAACAGCGACUAAAUCAUCUUGCUGAAUUUUGGGCACUUUUGAGGAGAUUCUGAAUUCUGCAACUUCCUUUUUGAAUUCUGCGAGGAGAUAUUCAACACUCACAACAGUGCGUUCCGGACUGCCUCUCACACGUACGUCAACUAGUCUUUUCUCAGCUUCCUUCUGGCCGACGACUAAGAUAUAGUUGUAUUGUGCCACUCGGGCUGCUGCAACCUUUUUGCUGAUGGUUCCAUCUGUGCUAUCAACAUCAACAUAGUACCGAGCACCAUGAAUCUGAUCCCGCAGCCAUUGUGCAUAGGGAAGAGAUUUCUGAGAGAGACAGGGCAGACAAUCGCUUGGCGAGGACUGAGCCAGAAUGGCCAUUUGCCUUUGUAAUGUUCUAAUAAUAUAGCAAACAUACGCUCAACUGAACCAAGGAUAGCCCUGUGAAUCAUCACUGGUCUCUCCCUGAUCUCAUCUUCAGUUGUGUAUGACAAGUCGAAUCGAGAAGGAAGUUGAAAAUCCAGCUGCAAUGUGGCACACUGAAAUUUCCUCCUCAUAGCAUCCUUAACACUGAUAUCAAUUUUGGGUCCAUAAAAGGCUCCAUCCCCUUCAUUUACCUCCCAUGGCUGGCCAAACUCGUUUAAUGCUUCUGUGAGAGCAGCUUCAGCCUUAUCCCAUGUUUCCAACUCCCCAACAAAUUUCUCCUCUGGCCUGGUAGAUAGCUACAACUCAAAAGUGAAGCCAAAGAUUUUAUAAACAUGGCUUAUAAAAUCCAACACACCCUUGACUUCAUCUCUUACUUGCGACUCUGUGCAAAAGAUGUGAGCAUCAUCCUGCUGAAAUCUCCUAACACGCGUCAAACCAGAGAGCGCGCCACUGGCCUCAUUGCAAUGCAGGACACCAAAAUCAGCCAAACGAAGAGGCAGUUCCCUGUAGGAACGAACUCUAUGUUUAAACAUCACACAAUGCCCCGGGCAAUUCAUUGGUUUUUGUCCAAAUUCCUGGUGUUCGAUCUCAAAGACAAAUAUAUUCUCCUUGUAAUUCUGAGCAUGGCCGGACUUCUCCCACAGCUCCAUGUUAAAAUUAUUUGGAGUCACCACCUCUUCAUAACCCCUAUCCCAAUACUCAUUUCGUAUAAACUCUAGCAGUUUGUUGUAAACUCGAGUCCCAUGUGGAAGGAAGAAACAACUUCCAGGACUAAGUGGAUGAAAAAAGAACAAUUCCUGCUUCUUGCCCAGCUCUCUGUGAUCAUAUCUCUUAGCCUCUUCCAAAUCAUCCUUGUAUUGCUUCAAGCGAUUCUGGUCCGGAAAAGCCACUCCAUAAACUCUCUGCAAGCUUUCACGACCUCGCUUUCCUUUCCAAUAAACCGAAGAAGCCAUCAAACAACAAAAAGCUUUCACAAAGGAUGUGUUGGGUAUAUGAGGCCCUCUACACAAAUCAACCAAAGGACCACAUCUGUAAACAGUAAUAGCUUCAUCUUCUGGUAAAUCAUUUAUGAUUUCCACCUUGAAUGGGUUAUCAGAGAACAUCUCAAGAGCUUGAUCCUUUGUAACCUCAAUGCGCUCAAAACGCUGUCUUUCCAAAACUGCUAUUUUCGCCCCGCGCUCAAUCCGUUCAAAGUGUUCCUGAUUCAGCCCCAAAUCACCAUAGAAAGCAUCAUAGUAAAAACCAUCAACUCCUCUUGAUGUGCAAGGACCAAUGCAAAGUUUGCAGCCAUAAAUCUGCUCCAGUGAUUGGCCAAGAAUGUGAGCACUAGAGUGCCAGAAUACAUCUCUUCCAUCAUCAUCAUCAAAAGUAAAGAACUUGAGCUCACAGUUCCCUUCCAAUGGCCUAUGCACAUCCCAGAGCACCCCGUUGACUCUACAAAUCAAUGAAUUCGAAGCCAAAUUCUUGGAAAUUCCCUUAGCAACAUCAAAGGGCGAAGUGUUCCACUUCUUGCCCUCUUUUAGUAUCCCAUCCGGCAACACAUUAAUCUUGAUUGUUUCAGAGGGCAGAGAAAGGCGGUGGAGUUUCUGCUCAUUCUGAAUGGUUUCGAAGAGGGAAAUACGUUUUGGGACAACGGAGCGGAGGUAAGCUUCAGCUUCCUCUUUGGAAUACUUUUUGCCGGCUAUGUUAGCCAUCUCUGUGUGACCGGAAAAUUAGAGGCCAGCCGCGGAAACCGUAGCCAGAAAAGUAAAGACAGCGUGGGAAAACAGACUAGAAAAAGAGAAGUCUUUGAAAGCUACAAAUGUUUUAAUAAGAGGGUUCUGAUUAUUCAUAAUCGAAAUAGGUCUACAAUUUUCCUAAAAUCAAAGACUUCUCUAUUUAUUACAACCAGGCUUCUUGUACCCUACGCUACAUAAGCAUCAUCAACAUUUCUACCAUUGUUUUUUUGAAGGCGGUAGUUUCAAUACUUAUAUUCAGUUACUUGAUUCACAAGGAAAGCAGGUAGUAGACGAGGCUCCUCCAAGGAAACUGACCGGGUCAUCAUAGUACAUAGCUAACAAAUACACUACGGUCAAAUUCAGCAUCAUGAUGUGGAGAAAAAUUGUGCCAUCUGACAGUUCUAAAGUGCGAAGUUAUUUACAUAUGUAGAAAAAAUCACAAACUAGCCACAAAGAUUUGGUGCCCAAACUUCCUUUUUGAAUGACUAAGAAAUUAGUGUCAAACAGUGUUGAUGGUGUCGGCCAGAGAACGGAGUAUGCAACCCAGGCCAGCCUUUUCGGUUAGUUUCUCAUGAAUCCGCAGACAUUGAUCACAUGUUGGACGAUCUCCAGUAGACAGACCUCUAUACAGAUAUCUGUGGAUCACAUGGGAUGGUAAGACAUCAUUGACAACAAAUGGUUUACACAGCGAAUAUGCGAUCAAACAUAUGCAUCUACAGAAAGGAGUUGACUAGUUGCAGCGUAAAGAACAGAAUUUCAAAUCAGAAUAUGAUUUAAAAAGCUACUCUCAGUAACAUACAUCUCUUCUCACUACAAGAGCAAUCUAAACAGAACCAUGCUGCAACCAGAAAUCAUCUCGAUACGAAGUCCUUAACAUACCUAGUACUAUGUACCAGACAAGAUACCUUCGCAAUAAUAUGUAAAUGCAACACCAAAAUGAUAAUUUAAAAUGGAAUAGGAAUCAGAAGACGCUGACUUUAACUCCAUUUCCCACCAGUAACCACCGCUGGAUGGCUGGAGUGCCCUAGCUAUUCAAUUUUUCCGCAAGGGCAACAAGUUUCAGUUACUGAAACUAUUUAGAAAUAUACUUUUCACUGCUUCUUCACAUCAUUCUAAUAAGAAUAGGUUUUGAGAAGAAGUUAAAUCAAGAACAAUGGGUGCAGAUUCAUCACAUUUUGCUAUGAUGUAAACCAUAACUGCACCAAUAAAAUGGUAGAUUCUUUCGCAUGAUCCAAAGAGAAGUUUUAGCUAUGAUAUAAACCAUGAUGUCUUUCCCUGUGCCGGAUGAUUAUCCAAGUGAGGAUCCUGUUUGAAAUCUAUAAUUUCAAUCUUGUAAUUCAUCACAUAGAAUUACUAAGAGGUACCUGGGAUGAAUUUACCCUAUCUUAUACAACACAUUAAAUGGCACAUCCUCCUCAAGCACCGGAAAGUUGAAAAAUUGUUGACAGAAUAAUAGAACUCUAGGCGAAUGAGGAGUUGGUUCAGUGGUUACACCACCCUUGCUCCAAGAGGAGGUCAUGAGUUCAAUCCCCCACUCUAACAAAAAGUAAGGGGUUGGCUCUCACCUUGGGUACCUCUAGGGGCUUGUUAUGGCUAACCCACUAAUGAAUCCCCAAUUUCGCACCCGAGCUUGUCACCCCGGGAAUGCCUAG
Oldenlandia corymbosa var. corymbosa is the source of this 5779-nucleotide messenger RNA. The record is from the annotation of a GenBank genome assembly. NCBI's taxonomy places the organism in Eukaryota, Viridiplantae, Streptophyta, Magnoliopsida, Gentianales, Rubiaceae.